AUGGGAUCCACCAACCAAAAAUCCCAAUGCUGUAGAUGGCUAUCGCAUUUUCUACCAUGAAGCGGCCAUAAUUGGUAACGAUGUGACAUCUAGCGAGACAAUAAAUGGCGGUGCUGGUGUUAGCGGUGCCGCUGCGGUUCUCGAGCCAACAAUGCUGAAUAAUAAUGCAACAAGCAUGCCAAUGGGAGGUGUUGGUGGUAAUAUCACGGCUCCGCCACUAAUAGGCAGUGAGGUGAGACGCAUUGACGUCAAGGAAACCAGUGUGAAUAUAGAUGGUCUCAAAAAGGAUGUCUUAUACGAGUUGGUUGUGAAAGCUGGCAAUAUCUAUGGUGCCAGUGUUUUAACGGAACCGAUAAAAUUCACACUUGGCGAGCAUCAUGUUACCUCCGCGACAACAUUAUACUCGAAUGCUGUGGGCACGAUAAGCGGCAUCGUUGCCAGCAUUUUGGCGGUGCUGUUAGCAGCCGCCGCCAUUAUUUUCUACAGACGACAUCGAGCAAAUGGUAAGGCAGCCACUGGAGUGGCAUUUGAGAAUCCAACAUACACUCGAGGUUUAGAACAAGUACAGUUACCAACUGUAACAUCCGCCCUGACGCAUACUAAUGGCAAUGGUAACUUUAGUCGGGCACCAGCCGCCUCAACCAAUUUGACAACAACAACAAAUACGACAACGCCUGCCACCAUGACGACCCGAGUGGGGACAAACGGCGGAGUUGUGAUUGGUGCCGGUGAUGGGCAUAGUAGUGGUAAUGGAGCAGCCAAUAAAACCUCAAGUCUGUAUGGCGUAGAUUCACACACCCAGUGCAAUGAAGUGAACCCAACAAUCUAUGAAGAGCUCAAACUUGGUCAAGAAGGUGCGGGAUUUAAAAAGCUUGUGCCAUAG
Messenger RNA from Musca vetustissima, 883 nucleotides. RefSeq lists its product as uncharacterized. Gene Ontology annotation, molecular function: protein binding. NCBI's taxonomy places the organism in Eukaryota, Metazoa, Arthropoda, Insecta, Diptera, Muscidae. The annotation marks the transcript as partial. The transcript has 3 exons. The record is from RefSeq and is a predicted model, not a curated record.